AUGUCUCGAUUCGUUUUUUACUCAGCAACCCGUGUCAGGCCAGUCCGACGACGAGCCGCUGAGUCCAAAGCAGCAUCUAUGACGAACGAAGCUCCUCCCCGCCCCACCAGAGAGGCACGUCGACAGGGGUCUCCGGCAACUACCGUGCAGCUGGACCCAUCUGACGCGGGUCUGAUUGAAUGGGCUAAUUCACACUUACCAGCGGCGUUGCAAAAUUUCGAUCCCACUGGACGUCUUUAUAGCGGUCUUGCGCUUCUUCGCCUCGCGGAAACAGUUGUAGGGAAAUCACUGUCACCACCCGUGCCAGAUUCAGCGUUCCCGUCUGGCCCCAAAGACGACAAGUUGGACUAUUCCGCCUAUUUGACUUCCUCCUCAACAACGACGUAA
Molecule: messenger RNA, 387 nt
Organism: Suillus paluster
Lineage: Eukaryota; Fungi; Basidiomycota; Agaricomycetes; Boletales; Suillaceae
Exons: 2
Coding region: 1-387 (128 amino acids)
Source: RefSeq, a predicted model, not a curated record